AUUCGAAGAAUUUUCAAUAUCCGAUUUAUUUGGGGAAUUUUCCAUAUUCUGUAAGCAACGAUACAGUUGAUGUAAUUUUAUUGCUACGGGUAAGUUACUGAAAGCAUGGAAACAUAACCUAGCAAAUACUGAGAAUAAUCAAACGAAUCGUAUUUCUAAUCUUAUGAGAGCACGAUGGAAAUAGAAGCUGGCACUUCGAAGGAACAAGAUGCAACUAACACGGACACGAAUCCCUUCGAAAUAAUCGAACAAAAAAUACUCGCAUUAGCGCAAGCAAGACCAAAGGGAAUAACUGACAAAGACUUAAUCAUCGAAAUGCCAGAAUUGCCAGUUAAAGAAAGAGCUCAAAUUAUAAAUAAACUUUUAUCUCAAGGUCAUUUUGAUUUAUUCAAGCAGAGCGGCUCCUUGUUGUAUCGUUUGAAAGAUCCUUCCAAGGCGAAGAUAGCUAAGGGUGCAGACAACGAGGAGAAGAUCGUGUAUUCCAUCAUUGAAGAAGCAGGGAAUAAGGGAAUAUGGAUUCGCGACAUAAGAUUCAAGUCUAAUUUAAUGCCCACCCAGUUGAGUAAAAUUUUGAAAAGCCUGGAGAUCAAGAAAUUUAUCAAAGCUGUUAAAUCUGUUGCGGCGAGUAAGAAAAAGGUGUACAUGUUGUACAAUUUGGAGCCAGACACAUCCGUAACUGGCGGCGCUUGGUAUCAGGAUCAAGAUUUUGAGGCAGAAUUUGUUGACGUUCUCAAUCAGCAAUGUUACAGGUUCUUGGAAAAAAAACGAGAGCAAAUGAAUUCUUGUAGGGGCGGGCCGAUCAUGGCCAGAAACGUUACAUUUGCCUCAUCUAAAGAAGUAUGGAAAUUUAUCUCUGAUCUAGGAAUAAGUAAGGUGAAGCUAUCCGUUGAAGAUCUAGAGAUGAUAUUAAACACCUUAGUUUACGAUGGAAAAGUAGAACGUACUCUUUCAAGUGAUGGAAGCAUUUUGUACAGAGCAAUAGAACCUCUGCUAGAUUCACCUGGAUUAAUUAAAUCUACUUGUGGUGUCUGUCCUGUAAGAAAACAUUGCCAUGAUAUUGGUGAUGUUACACCUACAAAGUGCCAAUACAUUAGAGAAUGGCUGGAAUAAUGUUUUGCAAUAGAAACAUGAAUUAGUUGUUUAUUUGUGUAUACUUUACACAUACAGUUACAUAA
This is a messenger RNA of Frieseomelitta varia, 1175 nucleotides long. RefSeq names its product probable DNA-directed RNA polymerase III subunit RPC6 (gene Polr3F). Lineage: Eukaryota; Metazoa; Arthropoda; Insecta; Hymenoptera; Apidae. The coding region runs from base 175 to 1110 and encodes 311 amino acids. Gene Ontology annotation, biological process: transcription by RNA polymerase III. The record is from RefSeq and is a predicted model, not a curated record. The transcript is spliced from 4 exons. Gene Ontology annotation, cellular component: RNA polymerase III complex.